Anisakis simplex (herring worm) is the source of this 1632-nucleotide messenger RNA. The record is from the annotation of a GenBank genome assembly. Lineage: Eukaryota; Metazoa; Nematoda; Chromadorea; Rhabditida; Anisakidae.
AUGAUAAGAAGUACUGUUUCGCUAGUAUUCUUAUUAUGGUUAGAUGUAAACUUCUUGGAUGCUCAGUUCAUAUUGCCCGCACAAGAUGAAGCACUUCUUCGACGAAGUAAACGCCAUACGAGUAAUACAAGGGCUGAUAUAGAGAACGUUCGAAAUUUAUUGAAAGGUUUCCUUAAAUUAUCUGCAGAUGUACCGUUAACGCCGAAAAGACGUUCAAAUUUUGGUUCGCGACCUAUUGGGUAUAAAAUAAUCGAUCGUACAGAAUAUGCAGUGAAUAAGAAAAUUUUAAAUGAGGUCUUUGAAAGCGAUUUAGUGUUAACGUUACCGCAGAUGAAGGAUAUUAUGAGCGAUUUUCAGAGACGCAUUUCAAAUCAAGAUCAUCAAAUAUCUAAACGUAAAGCAAUUGUUGGGGACGGCUUUCGAUGGCCGAACCAAAUAGUGCCCUACGUCCUCAAAGAAACCGACAGUGAAUGGAGAAAACUGAUACUAAAUGGAAUACGAAAGUGGGAAGCUGAAACUUGUAUUCGUUUUGUAGAACGUACAAAUGAAACUGAUUAUGUCUACGUUUUUAGAGGAGCUGGGUGCUAUUCGAGCGUUGGUAGAAUUGGUGGCAGACAAUACGCUUCAAUCGGUUAUGGCUGUGAGAGUGGUGGAAUUGUGGCCCAUGAACUGGGGCAUGCACUUGGAUUUUGGCAUGAACAAAGCCGCCCAGAUCGCGACAAGUAUAUAAACAUCAAUGAAGAGCACAUAUUUCGUGGUACAAAAGGUAACUUCGAGAAGCGACGUGAUAUUGCUGACUUAGAUACACCUUACGAUUUUGGAUCUGUUAUGCAUUAUGGACCACAGGCGUUCAGUGAUGAUUGGAACUACUUGACAAUCGAAACAAAAGAUCAUCGAUUCCAACAUACAAUUGGUCAAAGACAUGAUUUAUCGUUUAUAGAUGUUAAAGAGGCAAAUCUAUUGUACUGCAAAGAUCGAUGUCGAGUGAAAUUGAACUGUUUAUAUGGUGGAUAUGAGGAUCCACGAAAUUGCGCCAUCUGUAAAUGUCCAACAGGACUGGCUGGGCGUCGUUGUGAAUCAAUACCCGUGUCAACUUCCCAUUGUGGAGGUGAGCUGACCGCACUGUCAGCAUGGCAAACACUUAAAAGCAACACCACUGGAAGGUGCUAUUGGCGUAUAAGUGCCCCAGUUGAUAAAGUACAUUUUGAAGUAAUUGAUACGUCAUAUUCAUGUGAAUCGUCAUGCGCAGAUAAUUAUCUCGAGAUUAAACAUUCCACAAAUUUGCAACAAACAGGAUUCAGGCAAUGUUGUAAUGCGGCUCCAGGAAGUUUCAUUUCGGAAACGAAUCAAAUUUAUAUUAUAUCGAAUGCACAAAAAGCACCAGCUGAGUUCGAGUUGAGAUAUAUUGCAGCGUCGGCCCGAAGUGCUCUGCCAAAACCACCGCCAGCUCAAUGGAACGGUGGCGGCUUAACGGCAUUGAUCGGCGCCGAAAAUGGAAUUGAUUCAACACUCGAGCAAUACGUUAUCAAGCAGUUACCGAACACGUUGCGUAAUUUCGGCCGUACACGAGGAAAUCCAUGGACGGGCAUUGAAAAUAUUGUUAAAUCAUUAUUAAUAAAUAAAAAUAAAUAA